GCCAUGGGGCAAGCCGGCAACAGCAGCGUCUUCUCGCUGGCGUCCAAUGAAAGCCACCAGCCGCAGCACAACGUGACGCAAGAACGGGACGAGGCGUGGGUGGUGGGCAUGGGCAUCCUCAUGUCGCUCAUCGUCCUGGCCAUCGUGUUUGGUAACGUGCUGGUCAUCACGGCCAUCGCCAAGUUUGAGCGUCUGCAGACGGUCACCAACUGCUUCAUCACCUCACUGGCCUGUGCAGACUUGGUCAUGGGCCUGGCGGUGGUGCCCUUUGGGGCCAGCCACAUCCUCAUGAAAAUGUGGAGUUUCGGCAACUUCUGGUGCGAGUUUUGGACCUCCAUAGACGUGUUGUGCGUCACCGCCAGCAUCGAGACCCUGUGCGUGAUCGCAGUGGAUCGCUACUUUGCCAUCACGUCCCCGUUCAAGUACCAGAGCCUUCUGACCAAGAAUAAGGCCCGGGUGGUCAUCCUGAUGGUGUGGAUCGUGUCCGGCCUGACCUCCUUUUUACCCAUCCAGAUGCACUGGUACCGGGCCACCCACCCGGAAGCCCUCAAAUGCUAUACCAACGAGACCUGCUGUGAUUUCUUCACGAACCAAGCCUACGCCAUCGCCUCCUCCGUGGUGUCCUUCUACCUGCCUCUGGUGGUCAUGAUCUUCGUCUACUCCAGGGUCUUCCAAGUGGCCAAAAGGCAGCUCCAGAAGAUCGACAAAUCCGAGAGCCGCUUCCAUGGCCCAAACCUCAGCCAGGUGGAGCAGGACAAGAGGGGCAGGCACGGACAACGCAGGUCCUCCAAGUUCUGCUUGAAGGAGCACAAAGCGCUCAAGACAUUAGGCAUCAUCAUGGGCACGUUCACCCUGUGUUGGCUGCCCUUCUUCAUUGUCAACAUCGUGCACGUGAUCCAGGACAACCUCAUCUCGAAGGAAGUUUACAUCCUCCUAAACUGGUUGGGCUAUGUCAACUCGGCCUUCAAUCCCCUGAUCUACUGCCGGAGCCCCGACUUUCGGAUUGCCUUCCAGGAGCUCCUGUGCCUGCAGAAGGCUUCCCUGAAGGCCCUAGGGAAUGGCUGCUCCAGCAACAGCAACGACAAGAGCGACUAUGCAGCCGCGCUGAGCAGCUAUCACCUGGGGCAGGAGAGAGAAAAUGAACCGCUGGGUGAGGACCGCCCAGGCACACAAGACUUUGUGAACUGCCAAGGUACCGUGCCUAACGAUAGCAUUGAUUCACGAGGGAGAAACUGUAGGACCAGUGACUCGCUGCUGUAACUGGUUUUCUUGUUUGUUUGUUUGUUUGUUUGUUUGUUUUUCUACUCUUUCAGACGACCCCCUCCUCCCCUAAGGAACACUAAACAGCAGACUAUUUGACACGAGUGUAAUAAAUGUAGAAUACAAUUGUAUAGAGAUGUGCGGGAGGGAGGACAUCCUUCUGCCCCCUUUUUAAUUAUUUUUAUUUUUUUAAGCUGUAAAAAAAAGUAAGAGAAAGCGUAUUUGAAUGAUGAUUUGUUUCUUGUACAGUUCAGUUCCUCCUUGCAGGGAACCUUUUCAGUUUAUGUCUGAAGGCUUCUGUCCCAGAGGCCCUGGUGGGCUAUGUUUGGACAACUUCCAUGUAUUGAUCUACCUCAUUGGUCAAGUCUUCGGGGCGAUGUAUUGCUGCUGGUAAUUUGUAUCUGAAGGAGAUGCUCCUUCCUGCACCCUUGGACUUGAGGAUCUUGGACCUUUCAGCUGUGAACAUGGACUCUCCCCACUCCUCUUAUUUGCUCCAAAAGGGGUGUUGAAGACAGGGAUUUGAGGGGCAGCUUGAGUUGUUUUCCUGAGCAAAGUCUAAAGUUUACAGUAAAUAAAUGGUUUGAUCGUGACUUCA
Messenger RNA from Echinops telfairi (small Madagascar hedgehog), 1855 nucleotides. It is a transcript of the gene ADRB2, whose product is annotated as adrenoceptor beta 2. Gene Ontology annotation, molecular function: norepinephrine binding; beta2-adrenergic receptor activity. Lineage: Eukaryota; Metazoa; Chordata; Mammalia; Afrosoricida; Tenrecidae. The transcript has a single exon. Bases 4 to 1260 code for a protein of 418 amino acids. Gene Ontology annotation, biological process: norepinephrine-epinephrine-mediated vasodilation involved in regulation of systemic arterial blood pressure; adenylate cyclase-activating adrenergic receptor signaling pathway; negative regulation of smooth muscle contraction. Gene Ontology annotation, cellular component: membrane. The record is from RefSeq and is a predicted model, not a curated record.